Dalotia coriaria is the source of this 2292-nucleotide messenger RNA. RefSeq names its product acyl-CoA synthetase short-chain family member 3, mitochondrial. Bases 1 to 2133 code for a protein of 710 amino acids. The record is from RefSeq and is a predicted model, not a curated record. Gene Ontology annotation, molecular function: propionate-CoA ligase activity. Lineage: Eukaryota; Metazoa; Arthropoda; Insecta; Coleoptera; Staphylinidae. Gene Ontology annotation, cellular component: mitochondrial matrix. The transcript has 10 exons.
AUGGCCGCGCGAAUAGUGGGGCGUUCGUUUCGACUUGUCGCGGACGGCUCCUUGGAGGCGCAGUUGGCAAGCGACGGUAAGGACUAUCGGUUCCCGGCCACACAACAACUUUACAACGACAAGAUGGCUGACGUGUUGCCCUCGGACGAGAAGACAAAGAAAAACAUUAAAUAUAUCAAAAAAGACGAAGGUUUCAUCAAAGAAAAUCCUUAUUAUAGUGAUUUAUACGAACGCACACAUCGGGAAUCCAUUGAAAAACCCGAGGAAUUCUGGGGGAAGUUAGGAAAACUCAUAAAAUGGUCCAAACCAUGGUCUAAAGUCCUGGAUAACUCCAAUGAACCAUUUACAAAAUGGUUCGUCGGAGGUGAAUUAAACGCAUGUUACAACACUGUGGAUCGUCACGUGGAGGAUGGUAAUGGGUCAAAGGUGGCCCUCAUCCAUGACAGCCCACUUACACACUCAGUUCGCAAGAUUACCUAUGCUGAAUUACUCGACAAAGUGUCACAUUUAGCCGGAGGGUUCGCUGCGUUAGGGGUGAAGAAGGGUGACAAUGUCCUGAUCUAUAUGCCGUUGAUCCCGGAGGCCAUUAUUGCAAUGUUGGCUACUGCACGUUUAGGCGCUGUGCAUUCAGUUGUCUUCGGAGGUUUCGCUGCUAGGGAAUUAUGCUCACGAAUUGAACACUGCGAACCCAAAUUGAUCGUGGCUGCUAGCUGUGGACUGGAACCACAUCGUAUCAUUAGGUAUAAGGAUAUACUCAACGAAGCGAUUGAAUGGGCCUCGUACAAACCGGAAAAGUGUGUGAUUUUCCAGCGUAGGAACUUGGAGAUAGCUCCGUUGGAUGUGGAGAUGGAUAUUUUAUGGGAGGAUGUUUUAAAAUUAGCAGGACCACAUAAAUGUGUCCCUGUGGAAGCGAAUGACCCUUUGUAUAUUUUAUACACUUCCGGGACUACUGAUCAUCCUAAAGGUGUCCAGAGACCAGUCGGCGGCCAUCUUGCAACUCUUUACUGGACAAUGUCGUCCAUCUACGGCAUGAAACAAGAUGACGUCUGGUGGGCAGCUAGUGAUUUAGGCUGGGUCGUCGGCCAUUCCUAUAUUUGUUACGGGCCAUUACUCUAUGGUAUCACCAGUGUCAUGUAUGAAGGUAAACCGGACCGCACACCAGAUCCGGGACAGUAUUUCAGAAUCAUCGAUGAGCACAAGGUGAAUGCAUUGUUCACGGUCCCCACGUCCUUCCGAGUGAUAAAAAGGGAAGACCCUAACAUAUCCUUCGGGGCCGGGUAUUCCCUGAAGUCCCUGCAGAGGAUUUUCGUCGCUGGGGAACACUGUGACUAUGAUACCAAGUCCUGGGUGGAGGCGACAUUCCGUGUGCCGGUUUUGAAUCAUUGGUGGCAGACUGAGACCGGUCAUAGCAUAACGGCGACCUGCGUCGGCCUCGGACACAAUCUGCAUCCGCCAAAGUAUACAGCUGGCAUGCCCUUUCCAGGAUAUGACGUGCGUGUGCUGGCUGAGAAUGGCGACGAAUGCAAGCCGCAUGAAUUGGGACGCAUCGUGGUCAAAUUACCAUUACCACCGGGUACCAUGACAACGCUAUACCAAUCCCCUGAGCGGUUCUGUAAAGUCUACUUCCGGAAGUACCCUGGGUACUAUGACACAAUGGACGCUGGAUUCAUAGAUGAGUUUGGUUAUGUCUAUGUGACAGCACGUGAUGAUGAUGUGAUCAAUGUAGCAGGUCACAGAAUAGCCACAUCCGCCAUUGAGGACGUGGUUCUUUCACAUCCGGAUAUUGUGGAUGCCACAGUCGUGGGUGUACCGGAACCUACAAAGGGCGAGGUGCCUUUGUGUUUAUUUGUACUCAAAAAGAAUUCGCGUAAAAACGAAGAAACCGUCGUGAAUGACCUGAUUGUAAUGGUGCGUGACCUCAUUGGACCAAUUGCAUCCUUCAAACUUGCUGUGGCUGUCCGUGGACUGCCCAGGACACGAUCGGGGAAAACGUGCAGAAAGUCCAUUGCGGAUUUAGCACGUAACAAACAAGUCAAAAUUUCCGGUACCGUGGAGGACCCCACAGUGUACAAGGAUAUAAAAAUCACCCUGCAACGAAUUGGAUACGCACGUACAGCCCCAGAUCCCCAGUGAGACAGCCAAUCACCGUUAGUAAUACACUUAUAUAAUUCUAACCUUCAAAUCUUAGUCAACUGUAAUAUAGGUUAUGUUUACAUUAACAAUGUAGGAACAGGUACUCAUCGCUGAUGAGUAUAUUUAUUAACUAGAUAAUAAAUAACUACUAAACUAAAA